AUGGAUACAGAGGAAGAUAAUUUUGAUCUUUUUGAUAAAGGUAAAGCGCCAGAGUUUCAAACUGGAAAUUACUCAAGUGACGAAGGUGGCCCUGGAGAAACGAAGGAGAGUAAGGCACCGGCUCCGGUCACUUCAAUUUUACCUCUUUCACGGCGAGAAGAAGACCUUGCUAAAAAGGAUCGUUCGUUGGCCGAAUUUCUCUUAGUUGUCGAUGAUUUCGAACCUAUUGCAAAAUAUUACUUGGCAAGAUCAGGAUUUGCUUGUGAUGAUAUUCGCGUGAAACGAUUAAUGGCUUUGGCUGCUCAAAAAUUCAUUUCAGAUAUCGCAACUGAUGCCUUUCAGUAUUGUAAGAUUCGUGCACAAAGUAAAAAAGCAAUCGGAAAGCGUAAUAAAACUGUGCUGACUUUGGAUGAUCUCUCGGCAGCACUUUCUGAAUAUGGAAUUAAUAUCAAAAAACCGGAUUAUUAUCACAAUCCCUUUAUUCAAUCUGAAGAGGAUAUCCAAGAUGAAUUUUUAGAAGAUUUACGUGUUGUUGGAUAUGACCCGUUGAUACAACCUCAGUUACUUCAAAUGGAAAUUCCAUUGUCAAAGACUUCUCGUAAAGUUGUAUUACUUUCGCGGCAACAAGCCGCAAAGAUUCUUAAAGGUUUAGAUGAUCGUCUCAUAGUGAUCGUUGGACCAUGCUCAAUUCAUAAUGUUGAAGCGGCCAAAGAGUAUGCUCUUCGUCUUGAAUCUGUCGCAUCUCGAUUGAAAAAUGACUUAUUAAUCAUAAUGCGUGCUUACUUCGAGAAACCACGAACUACUGUCGGAUGGAAAGGAUUAAUCAAUGAUCCCUUUAUCGAUAGUUCUUUCCAGAUCAAUAAAGGUUUAAGAAUCGCACGAAAACUCUUGUGUGAUAUUACGGAGUCUGGCUUACCAGUUGGCUGUGAAUUACUUGAUACAAUUUCACCUCAGUAUUUGGCUGAUCUUGUUUCUUGGGGUGCAAUUGGUGCACGAACAACCGAAAGUCAAUUGCACCGAGAAUUAGCCUCCGGUGUAUCUUUUCCACUUGGAUUCAAAAAUGGUACCGAUGGAAGUGUUGGAAUAGCAAUAGAUGCAAUCAAAUCCGCUUCUCAUCCACAUCACUUUUUGGGUGUCACUAAACAAGGAUUGGCAGCGAUCACAAAGACCAAAGGAAACGACCUCUGCCAUAUAAUUUUGAGAGGCAGUAACUCUGGUCCAAACUAUAAAAAACAAUAUAUUGAGGCCGCCAAAGAAUCUUUACAAAAAGUCAAGUUGCCCGAGCUAAUAAUGAUCGAUUGCAGUCAUGGCAACAGUAGCAAAAAGCACACCAAUCAGCCGAUUGUUAAUGCUGACAUAGCAAAUCAAGUAGCUUCCGGAGAAGAUGCAAUCAUUGGGGUAAUGAUUGAAUCAAACCUUGUAGAAGGCCGUCAAGACGUUCCUAAGGAAGGUCCUAGCGCUUUGAAGUAUGGACAAUCUAUCACCGAUGCAUGUGUUAGUUGGGAAGAUACUGUACCAAUGUUGGAGGAAUUAGCUAAGGCGGUCCGAGAAAGAAGAAUUCUAAAGGCUAAUAAUAAUCGGCAGGACAAUUAA
Messenger RNA from Ambispora leptoticha, 1593 nucleotides. The record is from the annotation of a GenBank genome assembly. NCBI's taxonomy places the organism in Eukaryota, Fungi, Glomeromycota, Glomeromycetes, Archaeosporales, Ambisporaceae.